AUGGAUAAAGAAAAUUAUAGGGAUAAAAAGUAUCGGGACGACACUGUGUUCCAAAAAAUAAAUAAAAAGUUUUUAACGCUAUCCGAUGAGGAAAUCAGAAACAACAAUGAACAUUUGAAAAUGGUCGAAAAGGUGUUCAUUCCACUUCUGAAAAAGGAUGAAUUGUUUAACUUGUUGUUCAAAAGAAUCAUGUACGGUGGAAGUUUUUACAAAGGAACUCGAUUCGGCAAGCCGGUAGAGUUCGAUUUGGACUGUGUAAUAAAGUUACCGAUCAACUACAUGAACAAUAUUAAAAUCGACACCAACCAUAAAAAUUACGGUUUCGUAAGAAUAAAAAUAAAUACAGACGGACCGUUCCACCCCUCGUGGAUGAAACAUGCUAAAUUACUAUCCAAAUGGUUAACUGCGGACGGUUUUCUCGAUCAAAAUAAGUUUCACAGUUGGAUGGAGAGAAUCGUUACUUCGGCAUUUUCGAUGCAUUCCAAAACGACCAAUGGUUCAUACGAGAUUUUAUAUUGCGAUCGAAAGUACAUGAUAAUGCAUAAAAAAACUGGGCCGGCUUUCACAAUAAUUCUCCAAACCCCGGAUGGUGCCAGAAUCGAUGUUGAUCUCGUGCCAUGUUUGGAAUUCGAUAACCUACCGCUUGGCAAUGGAUACAAAAAUUUUAUUGGCAAUAAAAAAACUUGGAUGGCCGUAGCCAAACCAUUGUCUUUGGUGACUAACAGUAAUUUAUUGUGGAGACUGUGUUUUUAUGAACAGGAAAAAGAAUUUUUGCAGGGAGAUAUAAAACCCGUCAUCAGAAUGGUCAAGAAAUUUCGCGACACUAUGAAGUGGAAAAGUGUAGCCAGCUAUUACAUCGAGACAGUAUUUUACCACGAGCUGGAGAAGCACAAGCCCGAUUUAUUUGAUUUUUUGAGAGCGCCCAAGACGUAUUUGUUUAUGCUGGGAUUAAAAAAGCUGCAAUACCAUCUCGAGAAAAAGGAACUUCCUUACUUUUGGCACGGUAAACACAACUUAUUCAGUAAAAUGAACUCCUCUCAACUGGAGAGCUAUGCAAACCAUCUGAAAAAACUUAUUGUCAAAUUUGAUGAGAAUAUUUUAAUGGAUCGAUAUGUUCUAGCUGACCUAAAACUGGAGCAUAACCCAACUUUAAAGCUGAUGAAUCUUCAGUUGAACCAGAAGAUUCGCAAAAACCGGAGGCUCCAGGGGGCAAUAGAUUAUGCACUAGAUUAG
Molecule: messenger RNA, 1233 nt
Organism: Copidosoma floridanum
Lineage: Eukaryota; Metazoa; Arthropoda; Insecta; Hymenoptera; Encyrtidae
Gene: cGlr1
Product: cGAS-like receptor 1
Source: RefSeq, a predicted model, not a curated record